AAAUGGUGGCGAUUUCAUUAUACAGAGGAAACCUCCACCGCGUCCCGGAUGUGCCUCGCCGCUGGCUUAUGCCGACUCCCAAAAUUUCCUUGAAAGACUUCAAAUCCCUCUUGAGCCGUCGCUCUAAAGCCCUCUCUCGCCACCGCUCCGCCGCCGCCGCUACCUCCUCUAACCCUAACCCUAACCCUAGUUUUGACCCUGAGCAGCCCAGUGAAGCCGCAAAGGUGGCCGCUUUGAAUCACGAACCCAAGGUUAAGUUCGAAGCGCCGCCGGAGAAGGUUGUUGCCGAUUGCGAAGCUGGGCCUUCCGGCGAGGUUAAGAACAAGAGACAACCGGAAGGCGGUGAUGUUCCGGCGAAGGAGGCCGAUUUGACUCUGGCUCUUAGAGCUGAUUUGGCUGAGAAAGGUUGGGAAGAUUCGGUGGUGGUGAAGGUAGAGAAAGUUGAUCAAUUGGAAAACCCUAAUUCUGAGAUAAAAGAAGUUGUGCUAGAUGAAAAGCAGAAGAGGAAAAGGGAAGUGGAGGAGAAGCUGCAGGUUUUGAAUCAAAAGAAGCAUAAUUUAGUACAAGUGUUGAAACAGAUCUUGAAUGCAGAGGAGGAAUUAAAGAGACGGAGCAGUGCACAAGGAAUUGUGGUUCGUCCGGCUGUUUCACUUCAGGUGGAUGUAACAAAUGAUUCUGGGUCGAUGAAUAGGCAAGUUACUCCUAGGUUAGGCUCUGAGGCGAAUAUGAGUGGUGAUAUGGAAGGGGUUGAAGGGGAUGAGCUUUCAAAUCAUAACUUCCAUCCUCGCCAUAUGCAUCGGAUGAACAGUACAUCACCUUCUUCAGAGUCUCCUCUUAGAAGGCCAGCCUAUGUUCAGCACAGUGCGGUUCCACAUCCCUCCCGGGCAAGUUUGGGGGCAACUGGUACUAGUCCUUCACGCUUUGCUCUCUCAGGGCACCUAGGGCCUCCUUCUAAUCUGCCAACAGUAUCUGCAUCAGGAACAAACUUCAUUGCAUCCUCUCCGUCCCCUGCAGCAUCCGGAGGAACUUCUACUUUCAGAGAUGCACGGUUGCCAAGUCCAUGGAACUAGAUAUCUCACAUCUGUUGCACUUUCUUUGCUUACCAUGAGGCUAUCGUCCCAACACUAGUAAGGGUGCAAUGAAGAGCA
Molecule: messenger RNA, 1148 nt
Organism: Fragaria vesca subsp. vesca
Lineage: Eukaryota; Viridiplantae; Streptophyta; Magnoliopsida; Rosales; Rosaceae
Exons: 4
Coding region: 3-1070 (355 amino acids)
Cellular component (GO): chloroplast
Source: RefSeq, a predicted model, not a curated record